CUGGCAUCUUCAAGGGAUCCUUGCAAAAAACACGAGCGGCGAUUAAACGACCAAGUUUGUCCAUGGGAGCAGUCAAAGCCUCCGGCGAGCAUCGUCUCGGGGCGUAAAAGCUUCAGCUCCGUCCUCAAAGUAUGACGAAGGGUGCUUAAACAGCCUGCCUUUCACUGCGAUCCGCAAACCAGGCCGAUUUCAUGUGUGUUCGUGUUUCCAGAGGAAGAGGAGACUGCACAAUGUAGGCAGGCUGGUCACCAGUGGGAUUCCAUACUGUUCUCUGGGGGACCAUGGAGCCAGAAGGGCGACCCCUAACCCCAGGGACCAGCUAUGGGCCCCCACCCUUCAACUCAGCACAAAACCCCGUCACCCCCGCCUCCCUCAACUGCACCUUACAGUCAUCACGUUCCCCAAAUGUGAGAGGUGGCCUGAUGUCUGCUAAAUGCUGGGACCACACUGGAGAUGAGGACCCCAACCAGACUGAGGGCACUCAGCCCAGUGCAGACCCAGGGAGGAGCGCACAGAGGAGGUUCAGGUCCUCAGUCUUCUCUUCCUCCCUAAGCUGGGACUCUGACUCUGAGAAAGAAACACUAGAUGAGGAGGAGCUACAGCACUUUUCUAACCCUCACGGUCUGGCUGCUCACAGCCCGGGAUCUCCUUCGUCUGGACUCAGACCUGAUAGUGAAGAUGACCAAGGACCAGCAAAUCUGCAGCACCUGCACAGCAAGACUGACUGGCCUACUGCUGUGGAGGGGCACAACGACAACAACGAGAGCACAAAGACAGAAGAGCCAAAUACAUCUCAGCUUGGCCCACAAGAAUUGGAAGACAGCAAAGUCUGGAAUGUACCUGAGGGAGCUGAGCGGUUUCUGUCCAAAGUAAAACCAAAAGAAGGUUGCCAGAUGGUGGAGGAGGCAGAUAGUUGUGAGGGAGAGAAAAGGCCCAAGGGAAAAGAAACCACAGAGCCUGAGAGAGAUGUGUACACGUUCCCUGGAGACUCAGACCCUGAGAGUCCCCCUCCUGCCCCCUGGGCUCAUUGCACAUUCAUUCAGCGGUGCAGAAAGAAGAGGGUGCUGCUCAGGCCCUUCUCUGGACUUGGCACCUUAAAGCGCACAUUGCCUGAAAGUGGCAAACAGGCAAAAGUGAGUCCUCAAAAAUCAAAACCGGCUGAGCCAGCACAGCUGAAUCAAGGUGGAGAGGUUUAUGAUUUUGAUGAAGUGAACUUGGGAGAGGCAGCAGUGGAAGAACCGGUAAAGUUCAGAUACAAAGGCGGGAAAAGAGACAAAGAAGAAGAAAGUGGGAUAGUGACCGUUAAAGAAAUCUUCACCUGUGUGGAAUGUAGCAUUUACUUCAAAAAGCAAGUCCACCUGCAGGAGCACAUCGUUGAGCACUGUCAGAGUGGUGCAGGGGGUGGCAGGCGUUUAGGAAAGGGCGGCCGUUUUCGGUGCACCGAGUGUGGAUGGAACCUGCCAAAUCGGCUCGCACUGGCGGACCACCACCGAAGGCACCAGGAGUCCCGUCUGAAGAUCUUGGAGGAGAUUGAGAAACUGAAUGAAAACGGGGGAGAGAUUCAGAAACUCGACAGUAAGGUGGUGAGGCAUACAAGCCCAGACCGAGCUAUUAUGCAAGAUGCAGGCACAGCCUCGAUUCUAGGCAAAAUGUCAGACCCAGAAAUAGUCACGUCUCCACCUCUUUCCCCAGCCCCAGUUUCAACACAAGAUGCAGACGCAGUAGUUCUAGACUCAGAAGCAGCUCCUCCGAAUUCACUUCGAAGUCCAGCUCAGGCACGAGCUGUUUCUGCCUACCGCCGCCGCUUUGUCUGCACCAAGUGUAACUUCAGCACAAGAACCUCCCAGGCACUGGCUAAUCACACCAAGAUCCACAACAGAAAAAAACCCGCUCUCCAGGCUCACCCCCCAUCCCCUGGUUCACCAUCAUGUUUGGCAUCCACUUCCCUGGCCUGUGGUCAUUGUGCCUUCCUGACCUCAAGUCAAACUGUAAUGAGGGAACACCAGAACCUUGUUCACCCAGGACAGGUCUCCGUCAGCGGGGCGCAGGCUGAUGAGACCGGCCUGCAUUCACGGCCUAAUGUGGGUGCUCGAAUUUCAAAACCCACCCUAGACUCUGACCAUCUCUCUGGAUCUGGAUCCCCACCCGAUGCAACUCAAAGCCAAAGCCAGCAAGUAGUCACUGCCUCCGAGGACAGCACAAUACAAGACAGCGCUGCAGCUCGGGCCACAAGCCAGUUGGUCUUCAAGUGUGUUGGGAACAGGAGAUUCAGCAGAAGAGGGAAGACUUGGACUGAUCUGGCCAAGUUUCAUCCCAGACUGGAUGAUGGCAAGCUGCCUGGGAGUGAAGAAGGAGAAGAGCGGGAUGAAGAUCAGAGCACAGAUCUUGACACUGAGUGUUCCCAAGAAGAGGUCAGCUCACCCGUGGGAGUGAAACCGCACACCAGAGCACGAUCAAACACAGAUGACUGUUCAGCACAGCAGAGUGCUACAUUAUCACUCCCUUCAAAGAACAGUGUGAAGGGCGAAGACAAGCUGGAAGCGGAGAAAGAUGGGAAGGUUUUCUGCUUGAGGAGGAGCAACAGGGUUACUGCUGCUCCUGCGGAAACUGACAGUGAUGACGACGACGACAUAGACGAGGAACGCGUGCGCUUUCUCCUGUCAGAGGGCAUCUUGGAUGAAGACAACGACGAGCUUGAUGAGGACACAGAGGCGCUCAAGAGCGUGGAAAGGAGGUGCCCCUACUGCCCCGAUCGAUUUCACAAUGGCAUUGGGCUCGCCAACCACGUGAGAGGCCACCUGAACCGAGUGGGCGUCAGCUACAACGUGCGUCACUUCAUAUCCCCCGAGGAAGUCAAUGCGAUUGAGAAGAAGUUCUCCUAUCAGAAGAAGAAAAAAAAAGUCGCCAACUUUGACCCGGACACGUUCAGUGUGAUGCACUGUGAGUUCUGUAGCGCCGGCUUCGACACCCGGGCCGGCCUGUCCAGCCAUGCACGGGCCCACCUGCGCGACUUCGGCAUCACUAACUGGGACGUUACCAUCUCGCCCAUCCACAUCCUGAGGGAGUUGUUCUCCAGCCGGCCCGACCUUGUCAUCCCCACGGCUCCCCCUCGGAGCCUCGGAUCUCCACAGGAGGAGAGCGAGGAGGAGGAAGAGGAGAGGGAAGUGGAGGAGGAAGGGGAGGGAAUCGUUGAGGUAAAGCUAGAGGGGGAGACAAGUGAAAGGACGCUGAGUGCUGCCGUUUCUGAUGCACUGCCUCCAGCAUCUCCUCAACGCUGCAAGAAAGAGGAUGAUGUAGAAGAGUGUGAAGGUGAGGAGGAGGAAGCAGCUGAGGAAGAGGAUGAGGAGGAGCUGCAGCUUCCAGCUCUGGACGGUCUGAGCUCAAGCCCCGGGAAAACAGGGCUGUGCGGCGUGGACACAGACGGCAUCUCUCCUGGGGAAGAUGCAGACUCCAAGGUCCACAGCUUGAAGUGUGAGGUGUGUGGAGCUCAGUUUGAGACCAGGCGGGGACUGUCCAGCCACGCCCGCUCUCACUUGCGUCAGCUGGGCAUCAGUGUUUCAGAGAGCAGCGGGGCACCCAUAGACCUCCUCUACCAAAUUGCCAAGGAGCGCGACAUAGACAGCCAAAUAAGCUCACCCCUCCUAGAGCCCCUUGCAUCCGAGAACUCCCCCCUGUCCGUUCCUCAGAAAGAUGAGGAUUUAGAAGACAUGGACUUAGACGAGAAACCCAGCCCACUCUCCAUCCUGGCCAAAGCAGCAAAAGCAGUGCCACCCUCUUCCUCCUCCACGCCCACACCUUCUCCGGGUGUCUCUCCGGCCCUGCCUCAUUCGGGCUCCCCUUCCUCAGUAGUGAGGAAAGCUCCCAUUUCCUCUCUGCUGCCUGUGUCUUCCCCCUUGCGCUCCCCUGAGCACAAGGCAGGGGGAAUGAAAACCUUGACCUCUAACCUCUCUGCCCCGGCCACCAUCACAGCAACCAAACCCCUCUGGGCACCGCAGGAGAAUGACGCUCCUCUCAACCUCACACUAGAGGUGGACCCCAACAAGGACAUCGUUUGUCAGCUGUGUGGCGCCUGGUUUGAGACUCGGAAAGGCUUAUCCAGCCAUGCACGAGCGCACCUGCGACACUUUGGGGUGGAGUACUCUGAAUCCAAGGGCUCUCCCAUCGACCUCCUGAACCAGCUCAUUGAUACUGACGACUUCAAGCACAAAGCCAGUGCAUUGCAGCUCGACAGCCACACAGGACCACGGGGCCUCACGACCACGCUAUCCUCCCCGAAGCAGUCGCUGCUGAGCCUCUCCUCCUCUUCUUCUUCAUCCCUCCUCUACAAGGUGACCACAGCUGGGGGCGGGUCGACAUCCAAAACUACCUCUUCCUCUGCCUCAUCUUUACUAGGCCCACCUGCCAAGCGGCUCAAGUCUUCUUCCAUGCGGGUCUUCCGCCUGAGUAGCGGGGAGCUCAUGGCCCUUCCACACAGUGAACCUCUUAAGGAAAUAGGCUGUGAGUUCUGCGGGGAAUAUUUUGAGAAUCGCAAAGGCCUCUCCAGCCACGCCCGCUCCCAUCUGCGGCAGAUGGGCAUUACCGAGUGGUCUGUCAACGGCUCCCCAAUCGACACCCUGAGGGAGAUCAUCACAAGACGGGGCCUGCCUUGCGCUCUUCCUCUAAAACCUCUCAAAACUCCACCUCCGUCCUCUCCGGGGCCCCCCCGAUCCCCUCUGUCAACCUCCUCCUCUCCUUCCGCUAACCUCCUCAGUCGUCUACCCUUCGCCUUUGCCCGCCCCUCCAGCCCUCCUCAGCCCGCGGUGUCUAAAUCAAGCUCCGUUCCGCCGACGUCCUCCAGCGGGCUUAUCCUCAAGCUGAAGCCUGAGCCGGUGCAGCUGGAGGUGACCACGCCUGGGGAUGUUGGGAGAUCUGCCAGCUUCUCUGGUGAACCUCUCAGCUGGAGCAGCUCUGACAAUGUGUUCCCACUUAAUUUGGCCAUGCCACAUGAAGUAGAGCCGACAAGAGAUAUCCGCUGUGAGUUCUGCGGGGAAUACUUUGAGAAUCGCAAAGGCCUCUCCAGCCACGCCCGCUCCCACCUGCGCCAGAUGGGCAUUACUGAAUGGUCUGUCAACGGCUCACCAAUAGACACCCUGAGGGAGGUUAUGCACAAGAGAGGUGUAGGCGCCUCCUCUCACUCUGACCAGGGAGUGAAGAAGGAGUCAAGCCAAGGAGCCAACAGUCCCCCAUGGGAGAACGCCAGGGGCACCGGCAGGUCAGAGGGUUUGGGUGUUUCAGGAUACCACUCCUCCAAAUACCGUAAAUCCCCUCUCAGUUUGCUGCAGUCAGGGUCCAGGCUCCACAAGCAGGGCCUGGGGUCCGCGGGCACAUCUGCUACCCCACCUGCAGGGAAGUUUUUCAGGAUGUCCCCACUAGGGAAAAGGCCUCUGUCUGAGGAGGCCCGAUCAGUGGAGACUGCCCACUCACCAUCACAUCAGCCUAAGACUUUCUCGCCUCUGCCACAUGAUUUCUCCUUCAAAAGAAAACCCUCCCCAGACAAGCACGGACACCAGGAUCCCAGUUGUGAGCUGUGUGGCUUCUACUUUGAGAACCGUAAGGCUCUAGCCAGCCACGCGCGAGCCCACCUGAGGCAGUUUGGUGUGACUGAGUGGUGUGUAAAUGGAUCCCCCAUCGAGACGCUUAGCGCCUGGAUGCGCAGCAGGCCACAGAAGGUGUUGGAGAUGCAUCGUAGCUACAUGCAGGGCAGCCGCUCCACCCUCAAGAAGAAGAGCAGCUCACCUCUUCAGUCAACAGAUUCUGAUCAUAUCCUUCCCAUAUCAUCGCAGAAGGCCUCCUCUUCCUCCUCCUCCUCCUCCUCCUCCUCUUCCUCCUCCUCCUCCCAGUGGUCUUCUUCUUUGGCUGUGAGCCUGGUGCGGCCGGUGAGCCGCGAGGUCAGCCAGGGCUCUUCCAAGACCGCCGAGGGUGAGGCUGGUACCAAUCUACAGGCCGUUCCCAUCAGGCCCGGCCGCAGCAGUCCCGGCCACUCGCGGCUCGCCAGCGGCCUCCCGCUUCAAGCACAGGUGGCACGCAGUGAGCUUAACGUCCGCCUGCCCAGAGGUUUUGAGCGUCGGCCCUUGAAGCACCCGUCUUGCCCAGAUGGAACAGAGAGGGACAGUGGCCCCCCUAAGCCCCCCCGCACAGGCACCGUCCCCGCCCUGGUGCCCAAACCACCCUCCUACCCACUGGUCAAACUGGUGGGCAAGUUCUACACCCUGAAGUGCCGGUUCUGCGAGGUGGAGUUUCACGGCCCGCUGUCGGUGCAGGAGGACUGGAUCAGACACCUCCAGCAGCACAUCCUGAAGAUGAACUACAGCAAACCUGCUACACCCAAAGCAGCCUCCGCUGGACCCCCUGCCCCAGCUGAUGACCCAGCGCCGGUCCAGGCCUCUGCCACAGCCUCCACCUCUACCUCCAGCACCACCUCUACACCUACUCCUGCCCUCGCCUCCACCCCGACCCGCCCCACAGCUCCCAGCAGCCGCUCCUCUACGCCUCUGGCUGAGUGCACUCCGCCUGUCACUGCCACAGAGAUAGUAAAGGGCUCCGAGGAGCAACCCACCCCAUCUCCAACUUAUAUCCCCCUCCCCACCCAGACAGUUGUUGUUGAGGAGGAGUGUUUCCCCUCCAAAGAGCACCUUUUGAAGCAGCUUUCUAGACUGUUACUAAGUCCCGUUACCAUGGGAACGAAGCUCUCCUGGCGUUUUGAGCGUCGGCCCUUGAAGCACCCGUCUUGCCCAGAUGGAACAGAGAGGGACAGUGGCCCCCCUAAGCCCCCCCGCACAGGCACCGUCCCCGCCCUGGUGCCCAAACCACCCUCCUACCCACUGGUCAAACUGGUGGGCAAGUUCUACACCCUGAAGUGCCGGUUCUGCGAGGUGGAGUUUCACGGCCCGCUGUCGGUGCAGGAGGACUGGAUCAGACACCUCCAGCAGCACAUCCUGAAGAUGAACUACAGCAAACCUGCUACACCCAAAGCAGCCUCCGCUGGACCCCCUGCCCCAGCUGAUGACCCAGCGCCGGUCCAGGCCUCUGCCACAGCCUCCACCUCUACCUCCAGCACCACCUCUACACCUACUCCUGCCCUCGCCUCCACCCCGACCCGCCCCACAGCUCCCAGCAGCCGCUCCUCUACGCCUCUGGCUGAGUGCACUCCGCCUGUCACUGCCACAGAGAUAGUAAAGGGCUCCGAGGAGCAACCCACCCCAUCUCCAACUUAUAUCCCCCUCCCCACCCAGACAGUGUAAGCUCAGAUUCAUCACUGUCAUUUUGCCCCCUUUUGCUUUGUCCUGCCUUUACUAUUUCUUUUUCGUCCAACCGUUUAUUUCCUUUGGCCUUUGCAAAGUGUUGUUGAGGAGGAGUGUUUCCCCUCCAAAGAGCACCUUUUGAAGCAGCUUUCUAGACUGUUACUAAGUCCCGUUACCAUGGGAACGAAGCUCUCCUGGCGUGGAUGAUUGUGGGAAAUGUCCACGCUUAUGAGGAGAGAGGAACCAGAGUUUUGCAUUUGCCUUGUUUAUAUUGAAUGUCCAGGUGAUGACAUGGAGCGUUGCUGUGCAUCUCCUCCCAUUCACUGGACGGUUUAGGGGUUAAUGUAGCCCUUUAUCAAACUUCACCCCCCCCCCCCCCUCCCCCGUCUACUACAGUUUUGCCUCCACCCUUUCCCCUAAUGAACAGUGCAUUACAAAGGCCUGUGAGAUCAAUUCUAUCAGCACGCUGGUAGCGCUGGCCUCAGCCCUAAAGGUCCUUCUGAGAUUAAAUGACAUUUACAAUCACGCUAGUGUUGUGGUUGAGACUUCAAAUGUGGCAACACUUAGUGUUAAAACAGGCACUUUUAAUGAUGACACUGAGCACUUACUGAGACGCCCAUUCAAAUGGGCAAAAUUUGACAAAGACUAAUUCCGAUUGGUUUAAGGAGCAAGAAGUGGAAGCACACUCAAAAAGGGAAGCUCCCCCUUGUUAACUUUAUAAUGUAAUUCUCUACCCGAAAUAUACAUUUGUUUGAAUGUAGCUUAAAGCACCUAUUAAUACCUUAAAUGCACACAUUCAUACACAAUCAGACAUAUAUGCCCAGUGUUGCUGUUGAUAGUUUUACCUUUCAUGAUGUUACUACUCCACAGUCUGCUGUUUUCAGCAGAUGAGGCUGCUGUUGUGUUGAAGGCACAGGUCGUUUUUUUAAUCUCCCUCUCUGGAUUGGAGAAGCAGGGCCAUAGAAAACCUUCAAGGUUACACGUACAUGUUUUUUCCCGUGUUGCCAUUUUCGUCCUGCCCUUUUCAGUUUAACCCAAAUUAUUUAUUUAUUUUAAUGCAUCUGAAUGUGGUAAGCUAGGUCAUUAAAGCUAAAGUAGAACUUUGGAAUGUUUGGAAGUAGGUCAGCAGUGCACUUUUACACUAGUGCACAGUGUGUGUGUAUGAUUGUGUGUGUGUGCGUGUGUGUGUGUGUGUGUGUGUGUUAGUUUGUAUGUUUGUGUACAUACAUAGAAAUGUGCAUUUGUUUCCCAUUUUAAAGAGAAAGACAGAAGUAAAACUGCUUGACAGGAAGACACCUCUUUAGCUCAAAGUGAACUAAAUGUGGGAGCCUUCCUGGAUGUGGCCUGGUCAGGACUUAAAAGCAUCCGUCGUCAUGUUAGGAUGUGCCAAAGAGUCUGUUUACUUCCUGGACUUUCAUCUGUAAAAGCUGUUUACAUCGCACCUGAUGGUGGAGGAAACUCUGCACGGCUACCGAGUUCCUUGAGGCACCACACUGACCAACGGACUGAACCAGCGGUGAUCUGCAUCCACUACAUGCACCGCCGUGUUCCUCCGGUUUAAAAGACUCGGGAGCGGCUUCACGGGGUUGUUACUGUACGAUUAGAUUAUUCCAAUUAAAGAUGAACACAAACCAAACUUGAUUUCAAGCAGGGCUCUUGAGAACUGCCGACCCUGAGUCCAAACACGUCUGACCUCGGGGCUCUUGAGGCUGAUGUCUUCGGCCUGUUUCUUGCUACGUUGCUUCAGACUGUGUUAAAAUCAACACCACAACUGCAGCAAUAACCGAAGGGUCCAUACAGGCUGACGACCUUUUAGAGUUCGUUCCAGUGUUGCCCACGUUUGAAACAUGACUGUUCGAUCCAAACAAUACCCAAACCCUUUUAUGGAGUAUAGAUACAUACUAUAUAACUACAUGUACUUAAGAAACUGUUGAUGCUAGUAGAGCCAUCAGCAGUUCUAUUAGCAAGGUAGUUAAAAAAAUAAGUGAUCUUAAUUCUUCUAUUGUGAUUUUGAUUUAAACCUUUGAUGCUAUGUAUUUUUUAUUGCUCUGUGCAUUUCUGUAUUUGCAGUCCUGCAAGGUGAAUCUUAGAGUAUUUUUUAUUUUUACCUGUUAGUCUCUCCAAGCUGAAACUUUGGUGCUGGUGAGAAUGUUGCAGGUUGGGAGGUGGCGAGUGGCGUGAGACUGAACGUGAGGGAAAACGUUUCAAUGUGAUUGUCACGUCCCGGUAUUAUAGGACUCUAAUAAAUCAGGCCUUAAAGGGGACCACUGUGCACGGUCAGAUAUGAUCUUCUCGCGGCAUUCACAGAGUAAUAGAUGCUGUAGCCUCCUGCAGGCGCCGUGGCUGCAUUACUGUGUGAGAUGUGAAGUACAGGCCAGUGCAUUAGAGUUCCCUUUUAAGAUUACCUGAUUAAGCCUCAGCUGGUGUAACUGGCUGUUUUGUGUGUGUGUGUGUGUGUGUGUGUGUGUGUGUGUGUGUGUGCGCGUGUGUGUGUGUGUGUGUGUGUGUAUAAACAGACGAUGAUUAAGAAGAAAAAGAUGCAGUUGAGGAAAGAACUGUACACAAAGGGUUAAGUUUUAAGUGAAUCAACUACAGAACAAACAAAUAAAUGUGAUUUCAAUUUCA
Messenger RNA from Micropterus dolomieu (smallmouth bass), 9905 nucleotides. RefSeq names its product WIZ zinc finger b (gene wizb). Gene Ontology annotation, biological process: regulation of transcription by RNA polymerase II. The coding region runs from base 282 to 7280 and encodes 2332 amino acids. The record is from RefSeq and is a predicted model, not a curated record. Gene Ontology annotation, cellular component: nucleus. Lineage: Eukaryota; Metazoa; Chordata; Actinopteri; Centrarchiformes; Centrarchidae. Gene Ontology annotation, molecular function: DNA-binding transcription factor activity, RNA polymerase II-specific; RNA polymerase II cis-regulatory region sequence-specific DNA binding. The transcript is spliced from 20 exons.